CGAGCCUUAUAAAGGCUGCGGCCGGCGAGGCAGGCGGUGGCAGAGGUUCCUGCAGCGGUAGCUGGCAGUGGGGUGGGGAGCAGUUCUGCGCCCCUCGGACCCGACCCUUUCAGCGCUCUGCUCCCGCUCCAGCCUACCUCGCUCCUCGGCACCAUGACCACCACCACCACCUUCAAGGGAGUCGAUCCCAACAGCAGGAAUAGCUCCCGGGUUUUGCGGCCUCCAGGCGGUGGAUCCAAUUUUUCAUUAGGCUUUGAUGAACCAACAGAACAGCCUGUGAGGAGGAACAAAAUGGCAUCUAGCAUCUUCGGGACACCUGAGGAAAAUCCUCCUUCCUGGGCCAAGUCGGCAGGUGCCAAGUCUAGUGGUGGCCGACAGGAUUCUGAGUCAUCUGGACCCCAGAGAAGGAACUCUUCUGAAGCGAACGCUGGAGACUUCUUAGAUCUGAAGGGAGAAGGCGACAUUCAUGAAAACGUGGACACAGACUUGCAGGCCAGCCUGGGGCAGAGCGAGGAGAAGCCUGUGCCCGCUGCCCCUGUGCCCAGUCCAGUGGCUCCGGCCCCAGUGCCAUCCCGAAGAAAUCCCCCUGGUGGCAAGUCCAGCCUCGUCCUGGGUUAGCUCCGAUUCUCUUGAACUCUUGUCGUUUUGUUUGUUUUUGUUUCCUCCAUGCUUGUGAACUGCACAACUUGAGCCUGACUGUACAUCUUUUGGAUUUGUUUCAUUAAAAAAGAAGCACUUUA
This is a messenger RNA of Mustela lutreola (European mink), 740 nucleotides long. RefSeq names its product Jupiter microtubule associated homolog 1 (gene JPT1). The transcript has 5 exons. NCBI's taxonomy places the organism in Eukaryota, Metazoa, Chordata, Mammalia, Carnivora, Mustelidae. The record is from RefSeq and is a predicted model, not a curated record. Bases 154 to 618 code for a protein of 154 amino acids. Gene Ontology annotation, cellular component: nucleus.